UGCAGGCGCACUCCUGACCGGACGGCGGUGCUUGUUUGCUCCUGCAGGCGCACUCCUGACCGGACGGCGGUGCUGUUUGCUGCUUCUUUGCUCCUAUCUUCUCUCAGUGAAUUUGUGGUUGAAAAUGGCGGUGCGGAAGAAGGACGGAGGCCCGAAUGUGAAAUAUUUCGAGGCCUCGGAUACGGUGUCGCAGUUUGAUAAUGUGCGCCUAUGGCUAGGGAAGAAUUAUAAAAAGUACAUCCAAGCAGAGCCACCAACGAACAAGUCUCUUUCCAGUCUGGUUGUCCAGCUGUUACAGUUCCAGGAGGAGGUGUUUGGAAAACACGUAAGCAAUGCACCUCUUACCAAAUUGCCAAUGAAGUGUUUCUUAGACUUUAAAGCUGGCGGAGCUUUGUGUCAUAUUCUAGCUGCUGCUUACAAAUUUAAGAGUGACCAAGGAUGGCGACGCUUUGAUUUCCAGAACCCUUCCCGCAUGGACCGCAAUGUGGAAAUGUUUAUGACUAUCGAAAAGACACUGGUUCAGAACAACUGUUUGUCUCGACCCAAUAUCUAUAUAAAUUCAGAUAUUGAACCCAAGUUAUUGAGUAAACUGAAAGACAUCAUUAAGAGGCACCAGGGUACUGUUACCGAGGACAAGUCAAAUGCUUCACAUGUUGUUUACCCUAUUCCCGGCAGCACUGAAGAAGACAGACAUUCAUAAAAUGUUUGAGUUAUGUUCCAGUCCUGGAGGCAAUAUGUGGAGUCUGGUAACUAGAUAUGUUUCCAGAAGACGUAACAACUCAGUUAGACUUAUGGUGCGACUGGUGGAGUAAUGGAGCUUGAUUAUCAGCUCUCUCCUUCUGUCACCAUUCAUAAUAAAAACAAUAUGGCUGA
This is a messenger RNA of Rhincodon typus (whale shark), 873 nucleotides long. RefSeq names its product SWI/SNF complex subunit SMARCC2-like. Lineage: Eukaryota; Metazoa; Chordata; Chondrichthyes; Orectolobiformes; Rhincodontidae. The transcript has 7 exons. The coding region runs from base 125 to 700 and encodes 191 amino acids. The record is from RefSeq and is a predicted model, not a curated record.